Messenger RNA from Raphanus sativus (radish), 999 nucleotides. Its product is annotated as zinc finger protein ZAT3-like. The coding region runs from base 142 to 855 and encodes 237 amino acids. Lineage: Eukaryota; Viridiplantae; Streptophyta; Magnoliopsida; Brassicales; Brassicaceae. The transcript has a single exon. The record is from RefSeq and is a predicted model, not a curated record.
CCAAGUGUCAUCAGCGCAAUGACUCAUCUACUUAUAACCACACAAACACCAAACUCAUUAUGUCCACUGAAAACAAGGGCUUGAUCCUCCUUUUUAACUCACUCACCAAACACUUACUUUAGACACACGCAUCAAAAAACUAUGAAGUCAUCACGCAUUGAUUUUUCCAUGUUCAACAGUCAAGGACAACACGAUGAGGACAACAUGUCACGUCUUCCAUGGAAGAGGGUCAAAGACGAGGACGAAGAGCUUGCCAACUGUCUUGUAUUGCUGUCCAAUUCAGGGAGUGCUUACAACAAGGAGCAUGGACACAUCAAAGAUAAAACCGUGAAAAAACAAAAAACCGCACAUGUUUUCCAAUGCAAAGGUUGCAAGAAAGUGUUUGCGUCGCAUCAGGCAUUGGGUGGACACAGAGCAAGUCAUAAGAAAGUGAAAGGUUGUUUUGCCUCUCAAGAUAAAAAAGCGGAGGAGGAAGAAGAGGAGGAAUACAAAGUGGAUGACGACGAUGAGGAGGAAGAGGAGGAAGAAGACAAGCCUCACAUCAUCACCAGAAAGAAAACUAACGCUCACGAAUGCACGAUCUGCCAUCGCGUAUUCUCAUCAGGACAAGCCUUGGGAGGUCACAAGAGAUGUCAUUGGUUAACACCUUCCACUAAUUAUCUUCGUAUGACGCCACUAAAUGAUUCUUCUACUCAUCACCAUCAUUCUCAGCCGCUAGAUCAGCCAUCUCUAGAUCUCAACUUAGCUUGCGUUGAUCCAACGGUCAUGAGCGUAGGGAGAGAUGGUGGUGGCAACAAUCUCAAUGCUACUUCAUCUAAUUCGUGGCUAAAACUCGCUAGUGGUGACUGGUCGUGAUGACUGAUUAAUAAAUUGAGUUGAUGAUUUUAUAUUUAUUCGCUUAUAUACAUAAAUAUACUCACAUACAAUUAAAGUACAUUAACCAAUUUAUAAAUUUGUAAUGGAUUUUAUUAUAUUAAUAUACGCUUCACGUUUCAGAGA